UUGUCGCAUUCCCAUAGAUUUACUAGUGCAACUUCCUUUAAUAAGAAAGCCAGAUAGGUAGGCUGUCCUGUGGAAUUUCCUUUAAUGAGGGAAACACAUAGGCUGACUUGUAAAAUUCUUCUUAAUAAGGGAAACAGUUGAGCUGCCUUGUAGAAUUCGCUUCAAUAGAGGGAAACAGGUGGGCUGUCUUUUGGAAUUACCCUUAAUAAGGGAAACGGUUGGGCUGACCUGUGGAAUUCUUUUUGAUAAUGGAAGUAAAAUAGAUUGCCGUAUCAAAGCCGAAUAUCCUAUCAUUAUCCUAAAUUCAUUGUGAUAAGGGAAAUAUUACGUAUUGCAACUUUUGUCCUAAGAGAGAUGUAUUGAGGUGUGCUCUUAAUUGUAGGUUGACAGAGGUAGAUUGUCGCCACCACGUGUGUCAUGGGUGGCAAGCAUUUUCUGACAAUGUAACCAUUUCAAUCUUACUCUUAACAAUGGUAAAGGUAGAUUACCCUCUAUCCGCAACAUGCACUCCUGACAAGCUAACCAUUUCAGUCUUACUCUUAACAAUGGUAAAGAUAGAUUACCCUCUAUCCGCUUGUGAAACGCAACAUGCACUCCUGACAAGCUAACCAUUUCAGUCUUACACAUGUAUGCAUUAACAUUUUACUUGGUAAUGUCGGCUGCGUUCACAUUGUUAUUUCGACAAUGUUCACAUUGUAAUGUCGACAGUGUUCACAUUGUAAUGUCGACAGUGUUCACAUUGUAAUGUCGACAGUGUUCACAGGUAUGUUGCUUGCAAUGUCUAAUGUAAGGAAACCCACACAAAUUGAUUUAAUUCAUCCUUCAUGGAUAUCUAAUAGCAUGACAUGUUCUCAUGCAGCACUAGUCAGCCACUUAUGGAGGGGCCGUGAUAUGACCAUGUCCCAGCCUACAUCCGUAGAGGCAGAAAAAGCAUGGAGUAAUCUGUUUUGAUAUACAAUUUUGAUCCACUUGUAAACAAGUGUCCUUGUAGGGUAAGAUUGCUCUGGAUGAUAUGCAGGUUUUUUAAAGCACGCUGUACAACCCACAAACCUACUGACUGCUCACCAAUGUGUUAUUUAACCCAAUUUCCUAAAUUAGAAUGCUUUAGGAGAUACUGGAACAUCCAUAUGACGACGAAAUGUGUCUUCAAUAUGUUUGUUCCAGCUUAUUUCCUAUUCCUCGAUGUAAGUUAAAAUUGGUAUUGAUACCAUACUCUGGUUGGAUCUGGGGCACUGAAAAUACCAGGCACUUUGUGUUGAAAAUCAGCAGUAAUUUUCGCCGUGUAACAAGUUUGUUCUGCAGCACUUUUCCGCGUCCGUGUUUAAAAGCUGGGGGCAAGCCCUCAAAACGGCCUCACUUAGACCUCUGAAUGCGGAAGAGCAAGCUCGACUGAGUGUAAUUGGUAGAGUUUAUUGGUGCUUAGUUUUUACCACUGUGAGCUGACAGCAACCGCGUGCUGAGGUGAAGAGUGCUGGGAGAGGAUAGAGUGUCAUUUACACGGGUUCAUCAUCCAUGAGGCAUCAUAUUAACGGAUGGCUCAGUACCGGUCCGGAAAUGCAUUAUCCUGCUUGCUUAACUAACUUUCAAGAUUGAAAGCUGGAUUAAAAGAAAAAAGCGAAAAGGUAUGAUUUGGUGGAUUCCACAACAUAUCCAUUUAUUCACCCAACCAGAUGCACUCAAGCUUUCUCGCAAUAACCAGUGGUUGAAUUUUCCGGUUAGGCUAUUUUAGUUAAUCGCAUUUUCAGUAAUCAUGGUCCAGUUUCUGGUGAUUUUUUAAGUCUGUAUCAACGUCCUUGAUACUUUGAGAGCAGACAGUGCUUUUCAUCACAUUUGGACUCCUGGCAUGUGCGCAGUCAACCGGUCUUUGAUGAAAUUUUGCAGUUAUUGUAUUAAGUAAAAGCACAAACUAUUAGACCAGAGAAUAAACUGCGAAAGGAGGUGCAAAUUGAAAGACGUUUGUAGAAUCAGAAUUUUGACAGUUCUUAUCGUGCUAAUUUCAGUUGAUUAUUAGCUAUAAAUUUUCUGAUGAUAAAGAUCAAUAAUUGUAAGUGACUUGUAUAAAUGAUAUUUCAGUCAACGUGAUGCCAUUUUAUACGCAAUUUAAACGGUGGUAUAGACGAGAUUUAUUUUUUGUGAAGGGUGUUUGCAAGGCAAUGCCCGCAACAGGGUGAUCACGCCAUGUCAUGGGGACACGCCAAACAGACUACAUAUUUUCUCUUAUCAAUUUAAAAUACUCUGACAGACGUGAUAUUAUCGAUAAAGUAAAUCCAUGUUGCAGGUAUAACGCAGUGGUAAAGAAUUCGAUGCAGUUCUGCUAUCCAACACUGUGUAAUCUAUGCUCGCUAAGAAAACAGAUUGGAUGUAUGGAUAAAACAAAUGUCGUAUUAUCGAUCGCCAUUGAUAUUUCAAAAAUUAUAUUUGUCAAAUUAAAUACAAGUGUGGAAGUGUAGUUACAGGUAUUUGUGUCCCCAGAUUUUCGAUUUUCGAUUCGAUUUGCCGGGCAUUGUAUCCAAGUAAUAUACCGACAAUGUCUUUGUUUCUAAACAUAUUCUCCUAAUUUACAAACAAUUGGGGUGUGUUCCCGAGAUCCCAACACUCACAAGAUGCUGUCAUUUUCCAGAAAUUACAUCUUUGGAAAAUUCUUGCUGUAUGGCUGCCAUGCUAGUGUGUAGCUUGUACGUUCGGGUCACACUACUGCGGUAUUGCAUGUUGUGUCCUAAUUACUGGCCCUGGUAGACUCCCUACCCACUCAGAAAUUCCUCUGUGUGCAUUGGCAUUGUUAAUCGACAGCCAUCGCGUGAUAAAAAUUAUUUCACGUGCCCCAGUGUCAACAGGAAACCCUUGAUUAAAACUAACAAUAAAUUGUAAACAAUCCGUCAUUGUCCACAUUUUAACAAGCAACAAAGGGACAGUGUUGUCUGCGAUCACGCUGGGCCAUUCGUCUUGGAACAUUUCGUGGAUGCCUUCAAUAUUCUUGCGGGGCCUUCUGUUUAAGGACUCCGCCAGCAAUUUAUCGUUUUCUGCGACGUAGGCUACUGGGCUCCUGGCGCACACUCACAUUAGCGCCCUGCAUUUCACUUAUUUGUACGUGAAGCAUGAAAAAGUUAUGGUCUUUUCGCAUCGUUGUGUCUGUGUAGGCUGUUCGUAUUAUAUCUUUUCACUUGGACGACAUAUUCCAUCCUUGAUAUGAACUACGUAGAACAGAGACCACCUAAAUAUGGACAACGUAGAACAGAGGCCACCUAAAUAUGGACAACGUAGAACAGAGGCCACCUAAGUAUGGACAACGUAGAACAGAGGCCACCUAAAUAUGGACAACGUAGAACAGAGACCACCUAAAUAUGGACAAAAUAGAACAGAGACCACCUAAAUAUAUCUUGAUCAACCAAUGGAAAAUUAUUUAUUCCGGGAAUCAUUUCCUAUGUUGUUUCUUAUCACGGAGAUGUGCAAACAGGCACGGAGAUGAGACUGAGCUGACGCGCCGGGUCAAAUGGGACACCGCCAGGGAGAGAGAUUGCUUUCACCUUCCCCGGAGAGUCGUAUUUGCCAAGGACACGCUCGUUCCUGUGCCUUCAUUGAAGUUCCACUCGGAAAUGUCCAAGAAAGUAUACCAUCCACGUUGUAGUGAAGGGGCUGUAUAUACGCUAUAUGCUCAGUCUGCCACAAAGGAUACAGAGCAGCCACGCCGGUGAUAUGGGUCAUGAAAGGAGGAAGAAACCAGAGAGAUUUUUUGUCUGUAUUACUGUUUUUCUCCCGAUUUUAAGCGGAGUGUUUGAGCAAGUACAAUGCCAGGAAUCACCAAGGAAGACAGUCAAGCUGGGGUUUUUACCGGCAUUAACAUGUGGUGGUGAUAAUAAACGGAAUCCAAUUGUAGAGGGUUUUCAGCACAAGAAAUGCCGCGCUGUGAGUAACCGAUUUGCUGGGGCUUUACAGGCUGCCAUUGAUGACAUUGAAAAGCAAAACAUGUUGCCAAGUGUGAAAUUAGUGUAUGAACUGCGGGACACACACUCGGAUAAACUGGAAGGAAUUCGGCUGAUGACGCAGAUGUACUCUAACAACACCGUGGCUUUCAUAGGUCCAGAGGGCACCUGCUCCGUGGCUGCCGUCGUCGCCUCGGCCUGGAGAGUUCCAAUGCUGUCAUACAAAUGUGCAGAUGAGAGACCGGAGGGAUUAGAUGACAAGGGCAAGACGUUUGUUCAGAUUCAGCCGUCAACUACCAAGGUUUCACGUUCAGUCAUUGCGCUUAUGAAGCAUUUUAACUGGACGCGGUUCACGCCAGUCGUUGACAACACCGAAGUUUGGCUUGACACUCUCAAGGUUCUGGCCACUCUGGCAGAGAAAAACAAUAUCCUCAUGUCAGAAAAGAAGGUUGUGAAAUAUUUGGACGAGUCGGAUGUUCAGCAGCUAGCGGAAAUUGUGAAAGAGACGUAUCAGGAAACGAGAAUUUAUGUGUUUCUCGGGGAUGACCACGGCUUGAUAGACUUCGUGAGGUUUCUGCAAGAUGAAGGCCUUACCGACACCGGCCAGUUUGCCGUCAUCGCCGUUCAUGAAACACCCAACGAUCCGUCUAGGGCUAAAGAUGGUUACUUCCUCAAAGUUCCCUUCGAGACAGAGGCCAGCAUGACAGAACGCUUGGUACUGGCGUUCCGAAACGUCCUUUUAUUGGCUCCACGAGAACCUAGUAGCCAGAGUUACCCGGACUUUGAGGACAGAACACGGAACUACUCCCGCUCCCCCCCUAUCAACGGGCCCUAUCUCCCAGGCAUCAAACAUCCGAUCCCUGUGAGCGCCGCACAUCUGUAUGAUGCUGUAAUGUUGUAUGCUCAGGCAUUGAGCGAAGUACUUGAGGAGAAUGGAACUGAGACUGACGGCGUGGCAAUAUUCAAUAAAAUCAAAGGAAGGCCGUUUAUGAGUGUUCAAGGCCACGAUAUUUCGAUUGACGAUAAAGGGGAAUCCGAAGCCAAUUACACCGUUCUGGGGUUGAAAACAGACGCCGCGGCGAAUUUUGGGAAAGUAUUGAGAACAGUCGGCAACUUCCUAAUAAAGAAUGACAGUGAAAUCGAAUUUGAGAAGACGCGAGGUAUUGAAUGGGUGAAAGGAACUGUUCCACUCAGCGAGCCCCUGUGCGGAUUUCACAACGAAAAAUGCCCCUCCAAAGCGACGGACUGGACGACAGUGGUCAUAUGUAGCACCUUGGCAGCUGUCGUGGCUGUCGUUGGUAUUUUCCUUGCCAGACAUUACAUGUAUGAACAAAAACUGGCACGAUUACUGUGGAAAAUCAACCAGAAAGACAUCGUAAUGCUGGAGGGAAACAUGUCAACAACGACACCCAGGAAAAAAGUUCAGAACGCCCGUUGGAGUUUCCUGCUUGAUGACCGGGCCGGUGGCGAGACUUCAAAACCGGGUAAGCAUCUCUACACCAAAGUCGGGACGUUUCGAGGGAGUCUGGUGGCCAUCAAACAGGUGCGAAAAAAGAAUUUGGAAAUAACGAGAUCGGCUAAAAAGGAACUUCAGCUGAGAAAGGAGAUGAACCAUGAUAACAUCAACCGGUUUAUAGGCGCCUGUAUCGACCCACCUCACAUCAUGAUAGUUAGCCAGUACUGCGCCAGAGGCAGCCUUAAGGACAUUCUUCGGAAUAAAGAUCUUCACCUUGAUGAUAUGUUUAUAGCCUCGCUAGUGGCUGAUUUAAUUAAGGGGAUGGUGUUCUUACACGACAGUGAAGUAAUAUCCCACGGAAAUUUAAAAAGCAGUAAUUGUUUGGUGGACAGCAGGUGGGUUUUACAAAUUGCGGACUUCGGACUUCAUCACUGUUCCCAAUCGGAUAAUCAGCCAACGGAGAGCGAAGCGAAGUAUUACGAACGCUUGCUGUGGACCGCCCCUGAGCUUUUACGAGACCCCAAUCGACUCCCUAGGGGCACUCAAAAGGGAGAUGUUUAUUCCUUUGCUAUUAUCUUGUACGAACUAAAUGGAAGAGAGGGACCAUGGGGACACCAGGAUAUCUCAUACAAAGUUCUCAUCGAUAGAGUAAGGCAUUUCUACGCCGGAGAGCUAUUCCGUCCUGACCUGAGCAAACUGACAUGUCCGGAUUUUGUACGUGACUGUAUUCGAGAUUGCUGGAGCGAGGAGCCGGACAACAGACCCGACUUUAAAACAAUCAGGUUACGAUUGAAAGAAAUUCAGCAGGGCCUGAAAUCCAAUAUAUUUGACAACAUGUUGGCAAUGAUGGAGACAUAUGCAAAUAACCUGGAGGCAUUGGUGGCGGAAAGAACUAGCCAGCUUUCGGACGAGAAGAAGAAGACCGAAAAUCUACUUCUGAGAAUGUUGCCAAGAUUUGUGGCGGAACAACUGAAGCGAGGGCAGCAAGUUGAGCCCGAGCAGUACGAAAGCGUGACAAUAUACUUCAGCGACAUUGUUGGCUUUACGGCCAUGUCAGCGGAAAGCACUCCCAUGCAGGUUGUGGACUUGCUGAACGAUCUGUACACGUGCUUUGACUCGAUUGUGGGCCAUUAUGAUGUGUACAAGGUGGAGACGAUUGGUGAUGCUUACAUGGUUGUCAGUGGCUUGCCCAUUAGAAAUGGAAACAAUCAUGCAGGGGAGAUUGCUUCAAUGUCUCUGCAUUUAUUAGACGCAAUUAAAACCUUUAAGAUUCGGCACCGACAACAUGACACAAUUAAACUUCGCAUUGGAAUACACUCCGGACCAUGUGUAGCUGGUGUGGUUGGACUUAAGAUGCCCCGAUAUUGCCUGUUUGGGGACACAGUGAACACUGCCUCUAGGCUAGAAUCUACCGGCUUAGCUCUGAAGAUCCACGUGAGUCAGGAAUGUCGGGACUUGUUGCUGCAGCUGGGCGGUUACUAUUUGGACGAGCGUGGCCUGGUCAACAUGAAGGGUAAAGGUGAAGUUCGUACUUAUUUUCUGGUAGGAGAGGAUAGAUCUCACCGCUUGUUUAGGAUCUCAGAGAGGACGAAAUCGUCCUCAUCCGAUUCCAUGGAUGACGUUACAACAGGCUACUUUUCCCACAGCCAGGACUCCUCUAUGACAGAAACGACGCGCUAUGACACAUCGCUAUUAAAUGACUCUGACCUUGAGCGUGAAUCUCUGCUGUGCAAUGGCAGUCACGCCAGUUCAGUGUACAAGCUGCUGGACGAGCACACGAAAGACUGUCCAACACAAUCUAGACGGAAAAGAUUGUCGUAUAAAGAGACCAGUUUGGAGUGUGAAACGUUUUCUUUGAUCGGUGCACCAAAGGACCCACCAGCAGGGGGAACAGCCGAAUAUGUAUUGUAAUAGGUGACAGGACUUUGCAUAGAUGUCACGGACGCAUAAGUUUAGUCAGUAUAUUUGCUAGAUUAGUAUCUUAUCAUGGUCAUUAGAUCAGACAAUUAAUCUGACCAAAUUCACCUCAGACCAAAAAUCAGUUGUUGACUGCUACUUGUGUUAUGUAAUGAGAAAAACUGGUGGACAGGAUUAUAUCAAAUUAACAACGUUUAUCGCCCAGAGAAUUUGAAAGGUGCUGGGGGAUGUUUAUUCUUGUGAUACAUCACGUCGACACAUUGUGCGUGUUGCGGCGACACAUUGUGCGUGUUGCGACGACACAUUGUGUGUGUUACGAUAUAUUGUGCGUGAUACUACACAUCGUUCGUGAUACUACACAUUGUGCGUGUUACGAUAUAUUGUGCGUGAUACGACACAUUGUGUGUGAUAAUACACAUUGUGUAUGAUACCACAUUGUGCGUGAUACUACACAUUGUACGUGAUACUAUACAGUGUGCGUGUUACGAUAUAUUGUGCGUGAUACUACCCAUUGUGCGUGAUACUUCACAUUGUGCGUGUUACGACACAUUGUGCGUGUUACGACACAUUGUGCGUGAUACUACCCAUUGUGCGUGUUACGACACAUUGUGCGUGUUACGACACAUUGAGCGUGAUACGACACAUUGUGCGUGUCACGACACAUUGUGCGUGUUACGACACAUUGUGCGUAUUACGACACACGACACAUUGUGCGUAUUACGACAUACUGUGCGUGAUAGUACACAUUGUGCGUGUUACGACACAUUGUGCGUGUCACGACAUAUUGUGCGUAUUACUACACAGGAAAAAAUAUUGUGUACCAGCCGGCAAUGAUCGAAUCACCAUUGAAAGAGACAGUGUAACCUAGGCCAUGAGUAUCGCCACUGAACGGGGCAUUGUAACCUUGAGCAAGGGCAUUGUUCCGUUUUACAAAAGAUCGUCUCAUUGAGACCACGAGUUUAAAAUGCUGUUUGGAUUGGAUCGUUAUGAGUGAUAUAGACAAACACUUGCAGACUUUUCAUCUGGCUCAGAAAGCCUUUGUUAAAUAUUGCAGCAUUUUUGACUUCUCAGGGCGUUGGAGAGCGUCACAGACCUGACUGUUUAACAGACGGUUUGUGUGGUAUCUUGCUGAAGAUGCCAAAUAUAGACAUUUACAUAGACGAGUUAAGCUAGUACCUGAAAUCCGUAAACUGUAAGCACAUUUUAAACAUAUUUACCUAUAGCGUUAAUAUGAAAGAUAUUAUAAUG
This is a messenger RNA of Liolophura sinensis, 8541 nucleotides long. RefSeq names its product guanylate cyclase 32E-like. Lineage: Eukaryota; Metazoa; Mollusca; Polyplacophora; Chitonida; Chitonidae. The transcript is spliced from 21 exons. Gene Ontology annotation, molecular function: adenylate cyclase activity; ATP binding; protein kinase activity. Gene Ontology annotation, cellular component: plasma membrane. Gene Ontology annotation, biological process: receptor guanylyl cyclase signaling pathway; intracellular signal transduction; cGMP biosynthetic process. The coding region runs from base 3649 to 7287 and encodes 1212 amino acids. The record is from RefSeq and is a predicted model, not a curated record.